CGCGUCUCAAGUUAGUUUAGUUGCGCGCAAGUCGUCGUGCGAGUCGCGAGUGUAGUGUUGUCGUUUGAAUUGUUUCAUUGAGGAUGUACGAACUUUAAUCUAUUUUCGGACCACAUUUUUUAAGACGUGUCAGUGCCGGUCGCGAGUGCAGUGAGUCUUAUCAGUGACCACCCUCCCUUAUCAGCAGCUCUGACCGCCCCAUGAGGUCACAUGGCGCCCCGGUUUCUCUACAUUUUGUUGCUCCUUUCCACCGCUUCCGCCCUACAAGGGGAUGACGAGGGUGAGGAUGAAGGAGAAGACGCAGAGGAAGGAGACAUCCUGGACUCCCACCCGGGAGUUCCCGGGGGAUCCGAACACACAGUGCCUCUCCCGGUCUUCCUGAAGGAACCUACGGAUACAUACGUGAUCAAGAACAAACCCGCGACCCUCUCCUGCCUCGCCGCGCACGCUCUGCAGAUCUACUUCCAGUGUAACGGGGAGCGGAUGGAGCGUAUCUCCGGGGAGUUGCAUCCUCACAUGGAGUUCGUGGACCCUCAGACUGGAGUCAGGAACGUGGAGUUGUCUGUGAAUGUGACCAGGGACGACGUGGAGGAAUACUUCGGUACUGAGAGCUUCAGGUGUGAGUGUGUGGCUUGGAACUCCCGCGGACAGAUCAAGAGUCAACCUGCCAUCGUUGACGUGGCUUAUCUAAAGAAGCACUUCGAGGUUCCGCCAUACUCUCAGACCGUGGAGAUGGACCACCAGGCGGAGCUGAGGUGCCACGCGCCUCCGGGAGUGCCACCACCACAGAUCUACUGGCUGAGGAACGGUCUGCCUCUGGAGACCGACACUAACGUGAUCGUCAGUAGUGAGGGUCACUUGCUCAUCAGUCAGGCGCGGCUCCAGGACACGGCCAACUACACCUGUGUUGCUGAGAACAUCGCCGCCAAGCGUAUCUCAGACCCCGCGCUGCUCACUGUCUAUGGUAAGCCAAGUGAUAUGUACCUAGCUAUACCUAACGUGAUCGUCAGUAGUGAGGGUAACUUGCUCAUCAGUCAGGCGCGGCUCCAGGACACGGCCAACUACACCUGUGUUGCUGAGAACAUCGCCGCCAAGCGUAUCUCAGACCCCGCGCUGCUCACUGUCUAUGUGAACGGAGGAUGGUCGUCGUGGUCGGCCUGGUCGGAGUGUAACUCUCGUUGUGGUCGUGGGAUACAGAAGAGGUCCAGGAUCUGCAACAAUCCCCCGCCUCUCAACGGAGGCGCUCAGUGUCCUGGCCUAGCCCUGGCUAAGAUAGAUUGUACUUCACCGUGUCCAGCCGUGGACGGUAGAUGGUCGGCGUGGUCGUCCUGGAGUGCCUGUGGUCCUGAUUGUAAACACACCAAGAGAAGAACUUGCAGCAAUCCUGCACCCUCCAACGGCGGCAGCUACUGUCAGGGCAAAGACACCGCCAUGGCCAACUGUACUGGACCUCUGUGUGUUGUUAUUCGCCCCGAGGAUGACAUAGGCCUCGCCCCCUACAUUGGCCUGGCCGUGGCUUGUGCCGUGUUUAGCUGCGUAGCUGUGGUCAUGUUUCUACUCAGGCGCCGCAAGGGUCGCGACCAUCGCAUGUACGACAGAGCUAACUCAGACUACCAGCCAGAAUACCUCCCAGAAAAGGACAACAAGAGCUAUGGUGUUGAGCCGUUUGAGCCAGACCUGACCAGAGGUGCACUGAUCCCCGUGACUGUACCCAGCUGCUACGAGUAUCCCUUCAGUGACAGAUCAGAGCUGCAGCGUUCCUGCAGUGAGCAUCACUACGACGUGCCUGACCUGCGUAGUGCUAACUCUCACAGCCUCGCCAGCUUCACUGGAUCUUCUGUUUCUUGUGUAGACGAGAGAUCCUGUAAGAGUUCUCUUUCGUUGCCUGGGUGCUCUGACAUAGACUGUGUAGGGAGUUCCCUCAUGACGUCCACCGGAGGAAGAAUAUCACUCCCGGAAUCUGGAGUGUCCUUAACAGUUCCCGAGGGAGCGAUCCUCAAAGGAGUGAAAGAGCAAGUUUAUGUGGCUGUGCUACGGGAUGACAGGCACAGGCCAAAACUGGCAGAUGGAAUGACUCAGUUGAGUCCAGUUGUGUUAUGUGGCCCAGCCAGUCUGGUGCUCAACAAGCCAGUAGUGUUGAAUGUGCAGCACUGUGCUAGUCUCAAACAUGGACCUUGGGCACUCUCUGUGUUUGCAUCUGAAUCUUCCCUUGAUGCAUUGCCUGUGUGGAAUAAAGUAGUUACCCUCGGGGAGGAGACCAUCAACACGUCAGUCUUCACUCAGAUAGACUCCAACCAAGUGUUUGUGAUGUCGGACUCAUUGACGAGGUUCGUGUUGGUGGGAGAGCCCUGCAGGAGUUUGGCGCCCAACGUGGGGCCAAGUGGAGCGAGGUCCUGUGUUAAACUUCUGAGGCUUGCUGUGUUCACACCUCCCAUGUCCAGGACUUCUCACCAGACUGACUACAGUGUCAGGGUGUACGCUCUGGAGGAUAAUUCGGCUGCCUUAGAGGGAGUUCUGAGGGUAGAGAAAAAGCUGGGUGGUUGUCUAGCAGACAAACCAAAAUCUCUCCUCUUCCAAGACGAUGGUGCCAGUCUCAGUAUCAGUCUAGAAGACAUCAGUCCAGGCUGGAGAUGCAAGCCACAUACAGACUAUCAGGAAAUCCCGUUCAGUCACGUAUGGAACUCCAAUGUGAACCACUUGCAUUGCUCCUUCUCUCUGGAGAGAGUAGAUCAAGUUACGACCAGUAUUAGUUUCCGUGUGCUGGCCAGCCAGAAAGGCUGUCAAACUCACAGGCAAAUGUUUAGGAUACAAGCAGACCUGGGAGUGGACUCUUCGUCUUCAUCACUGCAGGUGGGGCUGCCUCCUCCAGGGUGCAGAACUGUGACUAGCAGCAGUGGAUGUGGCUCUAGCAUCACAACGUGUGACAACACUCCCUUUAGGUUAAACAGGACCUUGAAGAGACAACUCUGCCAGUGUCUCAACCCACCAAAUGCAAGAAGCAACGACUGGAGAAUGCUUGCUCAAAGACUAAAUGUCGAUAGGUACAUUAACUACUUCGCCACCAAGCCGAGCCCAACAGAGCACAUCCUUGACCUAUGGGAAGCCAGACACAGGGAACCAUCAGCCGUCACUGACCUUGUCAACAUACUGAGAGUCAUGGGUAGGAACGAUGCAGCAUCACUAAUAGAAAAGCAGCUAGGACCAUGGCUGUAGUUCGAAGAUCUGCAUCUAUUUCAGGAAAACCAAUUGAUUCCCUCUCCUGAUCUAUUUGUCAGCAGAUGCCAGGCUCUCAAAGACAGUUAGUUUCUUUGUGAAGCUAAUCUGUGAUAACAGAACCGCAACAUGGAGAAUUUUGAAAUACUAUGAGAAAAACACUUUGUGGACAUCAAGAGCUGGAACUUGGGACAUUUUUUUCAGAAACUGCUACAAGAAUCUUAAAUAUCUACUAGCCUCCAAAAGCCCCAAAGUGACUUAUUUCAUGAGAUUUUAGAGCAGAAAUAUUGGUCCCUCCUGGUAUUUCAAUAGAAAGUUUAAAGCAUAGUAUGAAGAAUAUUCCUGCGAUCAAGAUCUGCAACAUGAAGAGAUUCAUGCAUUUUCUAGACAACAGUUUCUAUAAAGAGUUUCUUAAAGAUCAGGAUUAGUGGCACGAGAAGUCUAAGAGAAAGUAUUUUUCACGAAUAUCAGUAACGUUAUCCCAAAGGCUUUCCAAAACACCAGGAAGCAUAUUGCAAGUCAAAAAUAACAAAAAGAAUUGAUUAGAGCUUAGCAAUCAAAAAAUUAAAAUUAUUAUUUUCUAUGGCUUGAUGAACGUUUUUUUCUUAUUUUUCUAGAUAUUGAUUGUACAAAUCUUAAGUUGGAAAAUUAAAAACAUCAGGCUCUUCUCAAUAAAUGAUAAAUGUUCAAUUUUUGUUAUUUUAUGUUAUAUAUGUACAGUAUAGUAAGAAGAAUGAUAUCCUUAAAGCGAGUAAUUUGAGGUGAAUUAUGGUAGAAAUAUUCUAGGUAAACAAUUGAAUUUAAAUUAAUAAUAAUCCUGAUUUUUCGAUCUUCUCUUUUUUCGCUGACGAACUAAUUUUAAGCCGCGACUUUAUGCAUGUACCUACUGUACUUGAGCUGAGCUGAAGUUGGCAAAAUGCUUCCAAAUGUUUCGUUAACUUCAUGUGUUAAGAACAUAACCAACAACUAACCUUAGAAAAGACCUCAAAAUACUAUUCCUGAAAUGAUUACUGCCUAUUGCAUUUUGAAUUAAAUAAACUGUGUUCUGUGAUAUAUACAAAAAUAUUUUUUUAGAAUAUAGUUAUUAUUUUCUAUUGUUUGACCAAAGUUCAGGAGACUGAAACCCGUUUUGUAAAGAGCUGCAGAUUAAUGAGCAUUUGUAUUGUUCAGGCAUUGAAAAUAAAAGUCUUUCACAAAAAUAUGUCAAAUUACUAGGUGAAAGACUCAUAAAUGUAUUUUUAUGACUUUCCCAAUUGGAAAAGAUAAUUUAUUUAGAAGAUAGUAAAUAUUUACAGGUAUUUAGGCCUACAUAUGUAGUUUACUAAGGUAAAAUGAAUUUCUUACAAAGCCUGGAUACGUGAUGUUUUACAUCUAUAUUAUACACGAGCAAACAUUUCUGUUAAGAAACAAAUAUUAUUUGUGUUUUUAAUGUUUGUUUGAUAUUAAAUUUCCUAUUGUACGUGCAUUAUUGUCAUGCAUAAUAUAUCCAACUAUGCAAAUAUGUAAAUCCGUUCAUCCUGUUUAAAUAUUUACUUUGUAGAUAGAUUUUUUUUGCAAAUAACAAACUUUGGGAGUUUUUUUAAAAUGUGGCUGUGAAUAUAGUUUGCAUAUGCAAUCAAAAUAGUUUUACUUGGCUGAUAUAUUUUAUUACAUAAAUUUAAGAAAAUAUAACCAACCAGUAUAAUUCAGCUUUUUAGAUUUUUUGGUUUUAAAUUUAUAGUUUAUAAGCCUAAGUCUGUUUUAUUAAAAUAUUUUAUGUAGUUAUUCCUAUUGAAAUAUGUUGUUGACUUUGUUAAUGUUAGUUAAUAAUAAAAAUCUAACCAUAAAACCCAAAAUCCUAGUUUUGAAAUAAGCAUUCAAUGUAUCCAAGUGCCCUUGGACAUUGUUUUGAAUACCAGCUGGCUGUUUGCAUGUGUUUUUUAAUCUCCAUAAUGCCUUUUUCGUAACCACACACAUAGCACGAUAUAAUUUUUAUUUUUUCCAUGCAACUUUGCUCAGUACAUAACUAUUUGUAAAAAACUAUUUGGUGCAUUUUUUCGUUCCUCGUUUAUAUUACAGCUUAGUUUAUGAUUGUUGUUGUAAAAAGUGUUGUGUAUAAUAUUGCAGAAGGGGUUUAUUUGUUUUUUAGAUUUGCUGUAAAUAUAAAAUGUGUAUUUGUAGAAACAUUUUAGAAACGAAGUUUUAUAUAACAAUAGAUUUAAUGUAAAUAAAAUAAACCUGUGUAAAUAUAUUUAAUAGUAGGUUGAAUGUUGCCAAAAGUAACAUUGUAAUAUGUAAUAAAACAUUUGUAUUGGUCAUUAUAAAUAACUUUAUGGAA
This is a messenger RNA of Macrosteles quadrilineatus (aster leafhopper), 5530 nucleotides long. Its product is annotated as netrin receptor UNC5C-like. Gene Ontology annotation, molecular function: netrin receptor activity; protein binding. Gene Ontology annotation, biological process: netrin-activated signaling pathway; motor neuron axon guidance. The coding region runs from base 211 to 3213 and encodes 1000 amino acids. Gene Ontology annotation, cellular component: membrane. The transcript is spliced from 16 exons. NCBI's taxonomy places the organism in Eukaryota, Metazoa, Arthropoda, Insecta, Hemiptera, Cicadellidae. The record is from RefSeq and is a predicted model, not a curated record.